AUGCCAGGAAGGCACGCGCAACAGCGCCACCAGAGGAUCCUCGACCAGCUCCUCUUCGGCUGGCGCGACUUCUGCUCCUCGCAGCUGUGGCGGAGGGCCCGCCUGGAAGAGCGAUUCAGCAAGCGCCUGCUCCGUCCUCUCCUGGGCGCCUGGCGGUGGCUUCACCUCAGUGAGGCUUGUAUUCGGGCCAGGGCCUCCCAACGCCGCUUGGCCCUGGCGCACUGCAGCUUCGGGCGCUGGCGCGCGCGUGCGGCGCGAGGGCGGCAGCGCCGAUGGGUGGAGGCACAGCAACAUGCGGAUGACAUCCCAGUCCUGCGCGGGGCUUUGCACGCAUGGCUUCUUCAGCGCGGACGUGGCAAGGCUGCCCGUCAAUACUGGCGCCGUGUGUAUCUGCUCCUGACAGUUCCAGUGGAGGCCGAGAAGCAGAGCCGCCUGCGCAGACACAAGCUCCAGAAGCAUGCUUGGCGCUGCUGGCGCGAAAGCGGUGCCAUCACCAGGGACCUGUUGGCAAAGUUUCGGAGGAGGGAGGCUGGCUUCUGCGCCGCUGCGUUCCGUGCUUGGCAAGGCCAGAUGCGUUGUGCGGGUACCUUGGAGACAUCGGAGUGCUUGCUGGAAGUGUCGGCGAGCACCGAUGUGCUCAGCACCUCCCAAGAGGCUGAUCGCCACAACAGGGAGAUGGGUGAGAUGAGCGUUUUCUUCGAGAUUUCCACAAGUCUCUCGGAGAUCAGGGAGGUGUCGCCGACCGCGAGUGACUCUAAGCACUCCGUGCAUUCCGACAAGGAGGCAUUUCAAGAGGUCCAACCGGUCCCAGAGCCGAAGCCCGAGCCACCAGAGCCACCAGAGCCACCGGAGCCACCGCCACCAGAGCCACCGAAGCCAGAGCCGCCGAAGCCUGCGCCCGGGCCAAAUCCGGGUCUCCGUUCCCUCGUGCGCUCUCUCCCCUCGCCCUCGAGAUCCCGCUCCGCCUCCUUGGCAGGCUCCGACUCCGACCGCUCGAAGCAAGGGACCCCGGCAGAGCCUUGUGGAGACAGGGGGAUCGGAACCCGCGAAGAGAGGACCCACGAGCGGACUCCCGCCCGCGCGAGCGGUGCCGCCCGCGGGGCGCUCACGACUUGCUGGUCGGCUUGGAAACAUGAAGCCAAACGAACGGGCUUUCUCCACAAGAGAUGGUCGAUGGCUUCGGCCAUGAAGCAGUGGCAGGCGUUUAGCAGUGGGCACCAUCACCUCCUGUGGGCUUGGCGGGCCUGGCUUUCAGACCUCCGGCGAUGCCAAGCCGCUGAGGGCCGCGGCCGGGCCCUUCACCAGCACUGCCUGCUGCGCCGGGCCUUCGGCGGCCUCCGCCCUGUGCGGAGGCCUUGGGCAGAACUCCGUCGCCGGAAUGCUCGGCAGGCGGCGCUGCUGCUCCACAUUUCCCUCAGCCGCUGGCGCCAGCGCUGGCAGGACGCCCGCCACGUGGUCGGAUUUCUCCGAGCUUUCAUCUCGAAGUGGCGGCUAUCGUUUUGCUGGGCCCCAUGGUGCGAGCUGGUGAGACGCAGCGCUGAGAAAGGUCCUGGAGUCUCCUGGGAAAUCUCUGCGAUUUCAACGGAUUCGGGAUCUGCCCUCGAGCGCAGCCGCGCCUCCCAGCGUUCCGAGGGCCUUGGACGUGGGAGCAGCUGCUCAGAGCUUUUCGUGGAGGCCAGGAUGCAGCAGGUGUCCCGCGUGGCUGCGGCGCUGCGGCUGCGCGCCGCGGCGUCUGCAAAGUGCCUGGUGCAGCUCUUGGGUGCCUGGCGCCAGGUCAUGAGGGUCUCGCGCUUCGACGCGAGGAGGGCAGCGCGCCAGCGACAGGAGGAGCUGCACUCCUUCCUCUCCUGGCGCCGCGCUGCGCGGGCUGCCCGGCGCCUCCGCCGCCUGAUGCUGCAGGGAAGGUGCCGCCUCCUUGGAAAGAGCUUCGCCACCUGGCGGCAGUGGCGGAGACGGCUCCUGGUCGCCUGUGAGCUGCAGCACACAGUGGAGCACGGCCUCCGGCGGAAGGCGCUGCGUUCUUGGCACCGCCACCGCCUCGCAGGACAGCUUCACGGCAGUGGCCGUCUGGUGGCCGGUCGCGGCGCCUUGGGUGCCUGCUUCCCGCAACAUGCUUUGGAACAUGACAACCUGGCAAGAUUGUGGCUCAGCAUCUCGUCUGUUUCGGCGUCCCUUCUUCUGGCGGGAGCCAGAACCAUGGCCCACGUCGACGAGGAACACGCCCAGGAGCUCCUGGUGGAGGAAUCCAAGCCGGCAGCGCCGAAGCCGCUUCGCUGGCAUGUUCUCGGUGGCCUUGGGGUUGCUGCGGCCGUGGCCUCGAUCGGUGGCGUUGGGGUUCUGGCUGCACAAAGCCAGGCUCAGCAUGUCGGACACACGCCAGUAGCUGGAAAUGCCCUGAGCUCGGCGGGUGGCCAUGGCUUGGUAAAGCUUUUCGCCGUCACCAUAUCCAAGACCGGAAAACACGGACACGCAAAAGCCGUCUUUGUCGGCAUCGACAUCUUCACGGGAAAGAAGUACGAGACUCUUGCUCCGACUUCGCACCUUGUUGAUGUGCCGAAAGUGUCGAAAGGUGAGUACGACGUCAUGGCUGUUGAGGAUGGAGUGGUAACGCUGAUGGAUGCGGAGGGUGAAACUCAUGAGAUGGAGGUAGAUGUUGACGACCCCGUCAUCAAGGACAUGGCGAGGGAUGUCAACGAUAACAAGGACGUCCUGGCUACGACCAUUGCCGCAAUGGGAACCACGAAGAUCAUAGGUCACAGCGUCAUCCAUUGA
Molecule: messenger RNA, 2772 nt
Organism: Symbiodinium natans
Lineage: Eukaryota; Dinophyceae; Suessiales; Symbiodiniaceae
Source: the annotation of a GenBank genome assembly